Molecule: messenger RNA, 1953 nt
Organism: Podospora anserina S mat+
Lineage: Eukaryota; Fungi; Ascomycota; Sordariomycetes; Sordariales; Podosporaceae
Exons: 5
Coding region: 1-1953 (650 amino acids)
Molecular function (GO): ATP binding; ATP-dependent protein folding chaperone
Source: RefSeq, a predicted model, not a curated record
AUGAAUAUCCCUCUCCCCAUCCACUCAUCACCGAGUCUGCGGAAUCGGGAAAGCAGAGACUAUCACAUCAAAAACAACACCUCCAUCAGCAGCAAUACCAGCACUCAAAGAACACCGCCACCGGCGGCCGAGGCUAUCAAUGGCCCGGUUAGGGAGGCGGCCAGAGGGUCAGCGGUUAUCAACGACAGGUUAAUCGUUGGUGUCGACUUUGGAACUACAUUCUCAGGAGUAGCAGCAGUCUACACCGGCACCCCCGACGACAUAGAAAUCAUCAAAACCUGGCCGGGCGGCAACGGCAUCACCUCGGACAAGGUGCCCACCGAACUAUCCUACGACCUCCCUCCCAACUCACCCCCAGGCACCGCCCCAACGAUAAAAUGGGGGUUCCAGUUCAAACCAGAAGAGUCCCGCCUCCGGUGCAUCAAGCUCUUUCUCGACCGCUCCCAGAAAUUACCAUACUAUGUCUCACCCCUCGAAACCGCCGCCCAGCUUAAGAAGUUCAAGAAGACGGUCGCCGACGCCGUGAGUGAUUACCUAACGCAGAUAUACAAACACACAAUGGACACCCUCACACGAAGAUACGGCGAGACGUUUAUGGCCUCGACAAAGGUCAGUUUUGUUCUCACCUGCCCGGCGGUCUGGUCAGAUGCUGCGAAGAACACUACUUUGCAGGCGGCGGAGAGGGCCGGGAUGGGGGCGGGGGGGCAGAUUCAGAUUAUCAGUGAGCCCGAGGCGGCGGCCGUGUAUACUUUGAAGGCGAUACAGCCUAAUCACUUGAAGGUUGGGGAUAAUUUUAUUGUUUGUGACGGUGGUGGCGGGACGGUCGACCUCAUCGCCUACAAAAUCGUCUCUCUGAAUCCCAUCAAAGUAGAAGAAUCAGCCGUUGGAACCGGCGGGUUGUGCGGUAGCGCCUUUCUCAACUACCGGUUCGAAGAGCAUGUCAAAUCCAGACUCGGACAGAGCAGAUUCGAUGACAUGAAGGCGAAAAAGGGCAAGACAUGGCAGAUGGGACUGCGGUAUUUCGAGGAGUUUGUCAAGAGGAAUUUCAACGAGGACGAACAUCAGGAGGUCAAUGUGCCGUUUCCCGGCCUUCCCGACGACGAAGAAGCCGGCCUCGACUCGGGCUUCCUCGUAAUGACAGCCGACCAAAUCAAAGAAAUCUUCGACCCCGUCGUCAAAGAAGUCUGCGAACUCGUCCAAGGUCAAGUCGACAACCUCCGCGCGUUGGGGGGGAUCGUCUCGGGCAUCAUCCUCGUCGGUGGCUUCGGACAAAGCGAUUACCUCUACCGCAAGCUCAAGACUCACUUCACCAGCGCCGCCCCCCCUCCCUAUAGUGAGAGACCCUCCCAGGCCAACAUCGACAUGCGAGAGCGGCCCUCGGUGGAGGUGAUGCAGCCGGUAUACGCCUGGACGGCCGUCGUCCGCGGCGCGGUUUUGCGCGGCUUGGAAGGUAACAUGGUCAUAUCCCGAAAGGCGAGAAUGCAUUAUGGCACGUCGUAUGCGACUGUGUACGACGAGGAGAAGCACUCUGUGGCGGAGAGGUACUGGUCGCCGCUGUGGGAGAGGUGGAUGGUCAGUGACAGGAUGCAAUGGCAUAUUGCAAAGGUUAGUCUCCCACCCUCUCGUCCCUGUAUUCUAGUUCCAACAUACCAACAAAAGAGAAAAAAAAACAGGGAGAAGCGCUAUCGCCCAUGCAACCCAUCGCCUUCCACUACACCCGCAACUUCCGCCCGGGGCAGUCGUUGGUCGUCACCGACGACCUCAUCGCCUGCCAGGCUGAUGAGCCGCCCAAGGCUUUUACUCGGGAUCUGGUGCACACUGACAACCACACGCGGUGUUGAGUUCGACAAUCUGGAUUUUACCCUCGAGAUGAUCGUCGACAGUGCGGGGCUGGGAUUCGAGCUUAAGGUUGACGGGGUGAGGUAUGGGAGGGUAGAUGCCGAGUUUCACUAG